Messenger RNA from Verruconis gallopava, 2241 nucleotides. RefSeq lists its product as uncharacterized. The transcript is spliced from 4 exons. Gene Ontology annotation, biological process: phospholipid biosynthetic process. Gene Ontology annotation, molecular function: DNA binding; phosphotransferase activity, for other substituted phosphate groups. Gene Ontology annotation, cellular component: membrane. The record is from RefSeq and is a predicted model, not a curated record. NCBI's taxonomy places the organism in Eukaryota, Fungi, Ascomycota, Dothideomycetes, Venturiales, Sympoventuriaceae. The coding region runs from base 1 to 2241 and encodes 746 amino acids.
AUGGCACCUGAGUCGUUGCCGUUAGGGAACUACGAGCACCAUCAUCAUCUCUUGUCACACCAGCAGCUUCAAAGCGCGUCUUUGUCCAACGCGGCACCAGAAAACUUUCAGUCACGACGAUCUGAUGUCUCGAAUCUGCAUGGCGUGAACUCGGGGGGACAGUGCAUGACGCCGACUUGGCACGGUUUUAUUCACACGACAUAUGACGCUCUUGUGGUUCUCGAGGCCUGUCUUCAGGGCAAGCUCUCGCACAUUCCACGCCGGCCACAUGACCGAGAACGGCCGUCCAUCAUUGUGAGCGGUAACGUCUUCAUCUACGAGGAGAACGCAUCUGGCAUCAAGAGAUGGACUGAUGGCGUGACCUGGAGUCCAUCUCGGAUCAUGGGUAAUUUCCUGGUCUACCGAGAGCUCAGCGAACCCUUUCCUGCAGGCGAGAAGAAGAAGGCCAAGAAACGGAAGCGCGGCAGCGAAGACGGCGACAAUCUGCUCAACUUGGGCGGCGCCCAUUCCGAGGAAGAUCGAAAACUGGUCGGUUCCCUGGUGGAUUCGUAUGGCUUCAAGCCCAACGGCCUCAUCAAAAAGACGUUGAACGUCAAGUACAAAAACGUGAACCACCACAUUGUUUCUUACUACAACCUUGAAGACGUGAAGGCUGGAAAAUACACCCGUCCAAAUUUCGAUCCGAUCAUGAUGGGUCUUCAACCACGCGAAGACUUGAUGAAGAACAGCUUCAAAGUUAGCGCAGUAGAUCCCGAGGAGGACAUGAUCGACCCUUUCCAGGCGCCUCCGGUCCUGCCCAUACAAGGCACGGCCUUGUAUAGCCAACCGCCGUCGUUACGACUCUAUACCGACGGACAUGCCAUCACCACGGCACACGACACGCCAUUUUCGCAGCUAAGCAACCCUGGCAUCUCUCAAUCGCCUCACGCUUCUCUCUCAGCCAGCUGCACGCCGGUAGACUACUUUCAGCCUCAGUACUCUUAUUCGCAACCCAGCUCUCAGUACUUGGGUUCAAGCAUGGUUGAUGGUCUCUCCCAAGGCCCGUCACGCGACGAUCGCGUAGACUCCGUCAUUGGCGGUCCGCCGCAUUUCAAGACCGAGAUGCCGGACAUGCCGGACAUGCCGGAGAUACAAGGGUUCACAACCACCGCCAGCGACACCUCCUCGGUCGCCGCGCUGACGCAUGCCCAUUCAUUAGGCACUACCCCGGACAUGUUUGCCGUGCACGGGUCGCCCACCGGUUACGAGUCGGUAGUAGAAGGCUCGGGAAACUGGUCCACCAUUCAGCCGACAUAUCAAGAGCCGCUUUCGAUGCCACAGCCAAAGAGGCGACAAACAGUACCCAUCAUGCAGUUCAACCACUCGAUAACCUCAGCCGUCAUGGGUUACGGACAACCAAUUCACGGGAAGUCCUCGAAGUCAGGACUCGUUGACGGCACAAAAGUUUUGAGCCAGCAGGUGCGGGAGAGGAUAUCUGUGCUUACGCCACACGAGAAUAUCUACACUCUGCCCAACAUCCUUACGUUUUCGAGGCUGCUCGCGACUCCGGUCAUUGGCUAUCUCGUCCUGCGCGAAGACUAUGUCUGGGCCGCAGGUUUGUUUGCCUACGCGGGCAUUUCGGAUCUGGUCGACGGGUGGAUGGCGAGAAAAUACAAGCUGCAGACCGUUGUUGGGAGCGUAAUCGAUCCCAUGGCCGACAAGGCCUUGAUGGCCGUCUUGGUUGCAUGUUUAGCAAUAAAGGGGGCGUUGCCGCUCUGGCUAGCUACGCUCAUCUUUGGAAGAGACAUGUCUUUGGGAAUUGCUGCGAUAUAUUACCGUUACGCUUCUCUGCCAGCCCCAAAGACGUUCAUGCGCUACUGGGACUUUUCACUUCCGUCGGCUGAGGUGCAUCCCACGCAGGUGUCGAAGUGGAACACCUUUUUGCAGCUGGGCUUGAUCGGUUGCACUAUCCUCUCUCCUCUUGUGGUCUCGUCCGGAAUGUUACCAGUCGAACAUGUCCAGACCGUCCUACAGGGGUUCCAGUAUGUUGUGGCGGGGACGACGGUGUGGAGUGGGGCUAGUUACCUGUGGACCCAAGAUGCCGUUGUCAUCUUAGGCGAAGAUGAAUCACUUAAGAAGAGGCAGGGUUCAAGAGGGAGGGCGAUUAUCGGUAUCAGCUUCGCCACCUUUCUUGCGCUGGCAGCGCAUUUCGCUGUCAAAGAGGAUAAGGAGCCUGAGGGGCCAGCUGCGCCAUCGUCAUAG